AUGUUUACAAAUUUCAUACCACUGUUCCUUCCAUUCUUUGUAUCGAUGAUAUUGCAGAGGAUAAAUACAAGCAGGGAUGGAACUAACAAUAAUUAA
Babesia microti strain RI is the source of this 96-nucleotide messenger RNA. RefSeq lists its product as hypothetical. The record is from RefSeq and is a predicted model, not a curated record. NCBI's taxonomy places the organism in Eukaryota, Apicomplexa, Aconoidasida, Piroplasmida, Babesiidae. The coding region runs from base 1 to 96 and encodes 31 amino acids. The transcript has a single exon.